CCUCCCUCUCUACCAAACCAAACCAAACCAAAGCACGAAGUGGAAGAAGAAGAAGCAGCGAAAGAUCGAUUAUCUAAGAAGCAAAAUGGAACAAUAAAACCCUAAAUCGAUUCUAAAAUGCCUCCGAGGAAGAAACCCAACAACGCCUCAUCUUCAUCAUCAUCUUCCUCUGCUACCUCCUCCAAGAAGCCCCUUCCACAACCCUCCAAGUACGGCAUCCAGCACUUCUUCGACCGCCACACGCAACUCACCUCUCAGAAGCAGCAGCAGCAAGCCACCACCAAUGUCACCUCCGCCGGCGAGGUUCUGUCUUCUUCGCAGAACACUCCGCCUGCGAAUCCGCCCUUGCCGCCGCCGCCGGCCAAUACUGCUGUAGAGACUCCCUCACUGUCUGAGGUGUCUCCGGAGAUCUCGAAGUCCGUGUCGCGUAAUAAGCGCGUCAAAUUCUCGCCUGGAAUGUUUAUCAAGCCGAGCCAGGAUGAUGGGGCUGAUGAGGUUACAUGGAAGAUAUCUCCUGUGAAUGAAAGGCUUCAAGCAGUAUCGAAACAAAUGCCUGAGAUAAUUAAAGCUUUGGCCGAGUCCUCGAGGAUCAACUUGUCGCCGAUUCACGGCUGCUCCGAAGAUGAGACGUUUCGGGAUAAAGAUGGCAGGGUUGAAAAGUUGCUUACUAAUACAUCAAUUCCUAAUGGUUCCGCAAAACCUCUGGUGCCAAUGAGUAAAUUAGGCCCGCAAAGGAUUAACCCUGGCCGAGACGUGGAGUUUAGUGUCAAUUCAACGGCUGUGAGCAGUUCUGGAGUUUCUGGUGAUGAGAGUCCCUUCAGAACUCCACCGUCAUUGUCCUUUCGCCAGGAUAAGGUGCAGCUUGCCAAGGGUGUUGAACAUAGUGGACCAUCUGACCAACUUUUCCUAAGACAGCACAAAAAGGCAUUGCUUGAACUAUUAGAUCAAGUUGAAGAUGCAAUCACUGUUGACAACGAUGCAAUUUGUAAUAAAACCACUUAUUCCUUCAAAUCUCAAGAUGAAAUUGCUAAUGACCCUGCCAGAGCUAACCAUGCAGUAGAAAGGACAAAGUCACACAAGCCUAAAGAGGCCACUAGUGUUCUCUCCAAUUCUAGUUAUUUGGCUUUGGAGGUAUCAGAAAAGCACAGGCCUGCUAAUUCCUCUUCUGCUCAAUGCCCAUACAAGGUGCUCCGAUUACUAAAUGAAAAAACUGGAGAAGAGCGGGUUGUAAACUUGAGAGAUGAGUGGUCUUACAGUGUAAUUGCACCUGGGGAUACUGUGAACAUAAUCGGUCAAUUUGAUGAAGGCGGAAAUUGUGAUAUUGAUCAUGAUAAUAAUUUUUUGAUUGUACACCCAGAUACUUUAGUGUCUGGCACACGGGUUGCUGCCAGUUUUAGUUGCCCAAGGAGAACUGUCUUAGAUGAGAGGCUAAAAUCCAAUGAUUACUCAACUGCAGCAUUAACUGGAACCUUACUUCACCAAAUUUUUCAGGCUGCGCUUACAAACGAUAGUCCUACAAUAAACUUUUUAGAAGAUUACACAAAAGUGGUUGUGCAGAGAAAUAUUGAAAGUUUGUAUGCAUGUGGAGUAAAUGAAAAAGAUGUUCACAAGACCUUGGUUGGUUCUAUCCCAAGAAUAUUAAGUUGGAUCAAGCGGUUCAAAAAUAUGGAGGAAAACAAAGACCCUAAUGUAAAUUUUCGAUGUGACGAGGGGCUGAAGCAAGUUGUCAUAUCUGAGGUAAUAGAUAUUGAAGAAAUGUCAUGGGCUCCAAAAUAUGGUUUGAAAGGGAUGAUUGAUGCUUCGGUCAGAGUAAAAGUUCAAUCAAGAAAAGAUGAACAAGAGGAGAAGAUCAUGCCAGUGGAGUUCAAAACCGGAAAAUCACCAAAUAGUCAGUCAUCAGUAGAACAUAGUGCCCAAGUAAUUUUGUACACUCUCCUGAUGUCUGAAAGGUACCAGAAGACUAUUGAUUCUGGUCUUUUAUAUUAUCUCCAAUCAGACCAGACACAGGGUAUUAUGGUUCAAAGAUCUGACUUAGUUGGACUAAUAAUGAGACGUAAUGAGCUAGCAAGUGAUAUUCUUAAGGCAUUAACUUCGCAACAACUGCCACCAAUGUUGCAGAGUCUUGGCAUUUGCAGAGGUUGUCGCCAUCUUAAUGUCUGCAGCAUUUAUCAUAAGGCCCAUGGUGGAAGCACAGAGAGCAGUGGAUUGGGAGAUGUGUUUGAUUCUCAUAGUAAUCACCUGACAUCAUCUCAUUCUAAGUUCCUCUGCCAUUGGGAUCGGUUGAUUGACUUAGAAGCUAAAGGGACUGAGCUCUCAAAGAAAGAGGUGUGGCGAUCACAUAGUUUAAAGACUCGAAACAGUGGUGGCCUUUCUUCUAUUGUUCUUGAUGCUUCACAAGGAAUACCUCAUCAGAAAUCUCUUAAAGAUAAUUGUUUCGUCUAUCGUUUUGUACAAGAUACUUCUUGCCUCUCUGAUGUUUCUGAUGGUGAUCCUUCUAGUGCUGCUUUGAAAAGUGAUUUAGAUCUCACACUUAAAAGUGGAGACCAUGUGAUAUUAAGCAAUGAAUCUAGCCAUCAAACUAUUGCAAAAGGGGUGAUCUCAGAUAUUAGUCAGAUCCACGUAUCAGUUUCUUUUACUAAGUGCUUGCGAAUUCCUGGGAGGCCUUCCACCACACAUGAUCUCCUUCAACAAGUUUGGAGAAUUGACAAGGAUGAAUUUGUGACCUCAUUUGCAAUUAUGAGGUUUAAUCUCGUACAACUUUUUCUUCAAAAUGAUCAAAGUGCUCAUCUCCGGAGGAUGAUUGUUGACCUUGAGGCUCCUAGAUUUGACAGUGGAUCUAUAGUUAGCCAGGAUCCAGCAAUAUCCUAUGUUUGGUCAGAGAAGAGUUUGAAUGAUGAUCAACGUAGAGCCAUUCUCAAGAUACUUACGGCAAAAGACUAUGCCCUUAUAUUAGGGAUGCCGGGAACAGGGAAGACAUCCACCAUGGUCCAUGCUGUGAAAGCCUUGUUGAUUAGAGGCACAUCCAUUUUGCUAACAGCCUAUACAAAUUCUGCUGUUGAUAAUUUACUCAUCAAAUUAAAAGCACAGGGCAUUGAUUUUGUACGUAUUGGAAGGCAUGAGGCCGUGAAUGAAGAGGUCAGAGGUCACUGCCUCUCAGUAACGAAUGUACAAAGUGUUGAAGAUAUUAAAAUAAGGUUAGAACAAGUCAAAGUUGUUGCAGUUACUUGUCUGGGCAUCUCCAGUCCCUUGCUUACUAACAUGAGAUUCGAUGUAUGCAUUAUGGAUGAAGCUGGACAGACAACUUUACCGGUGUCCUUGGGCCCUCUAACAUUUGCUUCGACGUUUGUUCUUGUUGGGGAUCAUUAUCAACUUCCACCACUUGUCCAAAGUACAGAAGCCCGAGAGAAUGGCAUGGGGAUGAGUUUAUUUUGUAGGCUCUCAGAAGCACAUCCACAGGCAAUUUCAGCUUUACAGAGUCAGUACCGUAUGUGUCAGGGAAUUAUGGACCUUUCAAAUGCCUUGAUAUAUGGUGACAGAUUAAGGUGUGGUUCAUCUGAGAUAGCUGAUGCAAAACUUGAGUUUACUGGUUUCAAAUGUGGUGUGCCUUGGCUAGAGAAUGUUUUGAAUCCAGGAAGGCCCGUGAUAUUUAUUGAUACUGACAUGUUGCCUGCUUUGGAGGCAAGAGAUCAGAAGGUUGUGAAUAACCCAAUUGAAGCUUUCAUAAUUGCUGAGAUUGCAAAGGAAUUGGUAAAAAAUGGAAUUGAAGGAGAACACAUUGGCAUUAUUACUCCUUAUAAUUCACAGGCAAACCUCAUCCGGCAUGCUGCUUGCAUAACAUCCUUGGAGAUACAUACCAUUGACAAAUACCAGGGAAGAGAUAAGGACUGUAUAUUAGUUUCUUUUGUGAGGUCUAGUGAAAACCCAACAAGCUAUGCUGCUUCUCUUCUUGGAGACUGGCACAGGAUAAACGUGGCUCUUACGCGUGCUAAGAGAAAGUUGAUAAUGGUGGGGUCUCGUAGAACUCUAUUGAAGGUUCCUCUACUGAAGCUUCUCAUUAAGAAGGUUGAGGAGCAAUCUGGAAUUGUAUGUGUGUCUAAGACGGAUAUCUAUCGAAAAUGUGAGCUCAAGAGAUGUUCGCAAAUGAGAUGAGUGAAAAUUCCUUCCCCCUAUUUUUUGAUGGGUUGUGUAAUUGUUAUAUCAUUGUCCAAGUAUAUGUAACGAGUGUAUUCUAUUAUUGAUUACUCAUUCAAUAAAGUAAAGGUAACUGGUAAAAUUUGUAAAUACAUGUUAGGUUAAUUAUCAAAUUAGUCCUUAUAUUUGCAUGAGAA
Lotus japonicus is the source of this 4328-nucleotide messenger RNA. RefSeq names its product DNA replication ATP-dependent helicase/nuclease JHS1. Gene Ontology annotation, cellular component: cytoplasm. Gene Ontology annotation, molecular function: 5'-flap endonuclease activity; single-stranded DNA helicase activity. The record is from RefSeq and is a predicted model, not a curated record. The coding region runs from base 118 to 4149 and encodes 1343 amino acids. Gene Ontology annotation, biological process: replication fork reversal. Lineage: Eukaryota; Viridiplantae; Streptophyta; Magnoliopsida; Fabales; Fabaceae. The transcript has 34 exons.